Messenger RNA from Candidula unifasciata, 873 nucleotides. Lineage: Eukaryota; Metazoa; Mollusca; Gastropoda; Stylommatophora; Geomitridae. The record is from the annotation of a GenBank genome assembly.
AUGGCCAAUAGUUUAAUCACCCUGUCUCUUUCUGGCAACAACUUAACUUCCGUUCCCAAAGCGAUUUCCAAAUUGGUCAAUAUCACGAAUUUGUACGUAGACCAUAACAAGUUAACAGACCUUACCUGGUUGCCAAAACAAGCCAGAUUGGAUACGCUAGCUUUAAACAAUAAUAAAAUCUCCAAUGGGACUCAUUUAAGUGAUGCUUUGAUACCUUUCGGAGAAUUUUUGAGCGACCUUGAUUUGAUAGACAAUGAGCUGACUGCAAUUCCUGAUUUACAUUUCCUGACUGUUCAGAGCAUUGAAUUGUCCUUCAAUAAGAUUUAUGAUCUGAAUGCAGGAUCUCUACCACCUAAUCUUAACGGGUUGAGUCUAGAUCACAACCUCCUGUCUUCAAUUCCAAGUGUGGUUUUUAGUGUCCAGUCGCUGCGCUCGUUAAUGAUGCCGUCAAACUUAGUAACCCGUGUGCAAGCAUCGUUAAUUCCUGCGACAUUGACGUAUCUUGAUCUCCAACAGAAUCUACUCACUGAACUAACAGAUACCAGUUUUCCAGAAAAUUCUAGCCUACUCUAUUUGUACCUGAAUAAUAAUCCUUUAACGACAAUAUCCGAUCACGCGUUCGCUAAUCUGGGGCAACUACAGGAGCUUCACCUGAGUAGUACGAGACUAGCUCGUCUACCCCUCGGCCUGACCUCGCUCCACAGUUUAUUUUCACUUGAUGUCAGCGACAUCACUCGCCUUGUCUGCACCUGCCUGGAGAAAGAUUUAGCACCUUGGAUCAAGUCCAUGAGGUCAUGGGAAGUCUUAGGUACCUGCGGCCUAAUGAAUGUGUACGACUUUUUCUCUUUAUUAAGCCCAGGCUGUCCGCCUUAA